CAACACCGGAGCAGGGGGGGUGAGGGGGGGGGAGAGGGAGCAGAGGAAAGGGGGAGGCACCACUGAAAAGGACUGACUUUCUGCAGCCGUGAGUCAGAAGUGAUGACUCUCCACCAGGGAAGUAUCCGUCUCCUCACAAAGAAGCACUUUGCGUGCCAUGAAGUGGCUUUAAGAAGCGGAUUAUUUUAAAAACUCUCAGCCCUUCUCAGUGGAUUUAAAAACUUUUUAAGCUUUCUUUUUCCACUAUUUUUUUGAAAACUUUUUUUUUUGACUUUCAUGCCUUCAGUUUCACCACAGCCGUUUGACUCCUGCUCCUCACAAAAUCCCCCCCACCCCCUACCCCCCCCCCCCCCCCACGAAGGGGGCCAAGUGUUUCAAGGGGUCCAGACCCCUGACUUCCACGGACGCCGGGGGAUUGCACGGCCCAGGAGAGUGAGAGUCAGCGGGGGCGGCACGGGACCGGUGACUUGCUGGAUCGGCGUGUGCGACCUGUGAUGACCACAGGGGCGGCGACGUCUCAUCUGCCGGGACGGCAAGGAGUUUAACGGGGAAGCCGAGCGGUGAGGACCGGCAUCUGAGACCACCCACAUCAAGGUCACGAACACCCCCACAGCCCAGAGACUAGUAGCGUGAUGCUCCUCACAGUUGUUCUGGGGCUGCUUUUGGCCUCAGGGCCUCUAAGCAUGACGGCGGGAGGGGCUGAGGAGUUUGAGAGCAGUAACGAAGGCCCAGAGAAAGACUUUCUGUAUGCAGAGCAGCCACCGCCGCGGACGAGGUACGGGCGCUCCCCUGACGACGCCCAGCAGCCGGACAAGUGCUCCUACACCUUCAUCGUGCCGCAGCGGAAGGUGACGGGCGCCAUCUGUGUGAACUCGCGGGAGCCGGACGCUCUUCUGGAGAACCGCGUCCACAAGCAGGAGCUGGAGCUGCUGAAUGGGGAGCUGCUGAAGCAGAAGCGGCAGAUUGAGACCCUGCAGCAGCUGGUAGAGGUCGAUGGCGGCCUGGUCAACGAGGUCAAGCUGCUGCGCAAGGAGAGCCGCAACAUGAACUCGCGUGUCACGCAGCUCUACAUGCAGCUGCUGCAUGAGAUCAUCCGCAAGCGGGACAACGCGCUGGAGCUCUCGCAGCUCGAGAGCCGUGUGCUAAACCAGACGUCUGAGAUGUUGCAGCUGGUCAACCGAUACAAGGACCUGGAACACAAGUACCAGCACCUAGCAGCGUUGGCUAACAACCAGACAGCCACCAUUGCCCGGCUGGAAGAGCAGUGCCAGAGAGCGCCCCCUGUGGUCCGGCCUCCACCACUACCUAUGCCCCAACCCCUGCCUCAGCCUCAGCCACCACCUCAGCCACCUCUCAACAAACCUUACCAACCACCGACAUACACCCGCAUCACCAACCAGAUCACCAACGAGAUCCAGAGUGACCAGAACCUCAAAGGCCCUUUGCUUCCCACAAUGCCCAAUGGAACACACAGUCCGUCCAUCAGCAACACUCCAUCAGGGCCAUUUAAUGACUGCCUGCACGCGCUGGACGAGGGCCACGCCGACAGCGGCAUGUAUCUGGUGAGGCCCGAGAACGGCAACCAGCUCAUGCAGGUGUGGUGCGACCAGAGACACGACCCCGGCGGCUGGACCGUCAUCCAGAGGAGGCAGGACGGGUCAGUAAAUUUCUUCAGAAACUGGGAGACGUACAAGCAAGGCUUUGGGAACAUCGACGGGGAGUACUGGUUAGGUCUGGAGAAUAUCUACUGGUUGACGAACCAGGGCACCUAUAAGCUUCUGGUCACGUUGGAGGACUGGUCGGGCCGGAAGGUGUUCGCGGAGUACGCCAGCUUCCGGGUCGAGUCGGAGGCCGAGUUUUACAAACUGCGGGUGGGGCGUUACCACGGCAAUGCAGGAGACUCCCUGACCUGGCACAACAGCAAGCAGUUCACCACGCUGGACAGGGACCAUGACGUGUACACAGGUAACUGUGCCCACUAUCAGAAGGGAGGCUGGUGGUACAACGCCUGCGCCCACUCCAACCUCAACGGUGUGUGGUAUCGGGGGGGCCACUACCGUAGCCGCUACCAGGAUGGAGUCUACUGGGCGGAGUUUAGGGGCGGAGCCUACUCCCUGAAGAAAGUGACCAUGAUGAUUCGGCCAAACGCCAACACCUUCCAUUAAGGGAAGAAAGCAAUGAAACACAACGGACAAUUUAUGUCUAGGCUGGACCUCAGUGCCCCGAGUGUUUUUAGUAUUCCAAGGUCUUUACAUCAGCUUUUAUGUUCUGCUUUUUUCAAUCUAUCUUGUAUAUUUUCCUAUAAAUAUGUAGACAUUUCAGUCUGGGGAGUGCAAUGACCUCAGAGAAGGUCAGACAGUCAUGCCAGUGGCAUUGUCCCGUAAAACUCAUCCUGAAAGCCUUUGAGCAGGUUCCCUCCAUUCUACACAAUAAAGGGUGAUCGCUGAAUGUUUUUCUUGCUUUACGUUUCACAGCAGUCACACGGCAAUGAACGAAACAUAUGAGAAUUACUUUCUCCACAUUACAUCCCAUUUCCUUAUACAUCAAACUUGAAAAACACUAGCAAAAAAAAAAAGACCCCAUGCAUAGAGUAGUAUUUACCGUGCUUGAAGAGGUGUUUAACAGCAAACCGUGCCAUUUAAUUCUUCAAGGCAUUGUCUAUAAAUAAUAUGUAAAUAAUCAAAGCUUUGUACUGAUGCCAUUAUGAGCCAAGAGUGCUAGUCUUGAAAAUAUUAAUCGUAAUCAAUGUCUGGGUGAAAAUCUGACACAGGAGUACUAAUCCAGUGACAUUUAUGGACAUAUACAUUUGAAGGUAAGCAUUUAAUGUAAGUCAGUGGGUAACUUUAGUUGGAUCUGUGUUGUGAGAGAACCUCAGAUUGAGAUAAUGGCGCAUUUUUCUGGGACCAAGGAACACAAGGCAGUGCAGCACUGUUGUGGACUCUGUACGUGCUGUAAGAUGUGUUCCCUGUGGAUAGGGGGUGCUUUGGGGAUGGGGUCUAGCUAGAGAGUCCAUGCAGCCAUCUCAAAGGCCCAAGAGAAGGUAUGUAAUCUCGCAUUGUCCUCAGCGCAUCGGUCUGCUGCGAGUGUGUGAAUGAGCGAAUCUUCACAUUGGCUCAUGUAUGUUUUUUUUUUUUUGUGGUGUAGUGAGAAAAGGAAACAAAGCUCUGGAUUAUAAAUUACGAUAUAUAUAUAACGAAACCCAAAUCCAGAUUUGGUUGCGUGCAUGUUAUGGCAAUCUAUCGAGGCCAGUUCUUUAGUGAUGUAAUUGUACAGCAUCAUCAUCAAUCAUAAUAAUGAUGCAGUUAUACUCACAGACAUGAUCUUUACUCAUUUUAAUAGCAAACCCUCUCUGACUUAAUUAGAUUCAUGGAAAAAAGAAACACAAAGGUAUAGCUGCAUCACUAGUGUUUUAAAAAUGUGCAGAAUGGAUGAGAAAAACCAUCUACACCAUGCAGACCUUAUUGAGACAUGAGUGAAUGAAGACCUUCUGAUGUGGAAAAGUUACUUCACUGGUUCAGUCACAGUCAUCUACCUUGCAUUCUGGUGUCUAAUGUGAGUCAGUGUGACUGUUAGUAUUUUCAUACAAGGGGGCACUUCAGCUUACUGUUACUUUUACCGUAACUCCAAGCUACACAGACUGUAUAACUGUUGCCACCACAGAGCAACCAAUGUGCCUGUUGUACAUAAAUCAUUGGGUUAAAGUAUUUUUGUAAUGUAAUGCAAAGAGCCCCUAUAUAAUCCAGAUUGUUGCAAUAAACCAUGUACAGCUA
Paramormyrops kingsleyae is the source of this 3770-nucleotide messenger RNA. Its product is annotated as angiopoietin-related protein 2-like. The record is from RefSeq and is a predicted model, not a curated record. Gene Ontology annotation, biological process: blood coagulation. Lineage: Eukaryota; Metazoa; Chordata; Actinopteri; Osteoglossiformes; Mormyridae.